This is a messenger RNA of Sitophilus oryzae (rice weevil), 8695 nucleotides long. Its product is annotated as protein 4.1 homolog. Gene Ontology annotation, molecular function: actin binding; structural molecule activity. The coding region runs from base 279 to 8177 and encodes 2632 amino acids. Lineage: Eukaryota; Metazoa; Arthropoda; Insecta; Coleoptera; Curculionidae. The transcript is spliced from 15 exons. Gene Ontology annotation, cellular component: plasma membrane; cytoskeleton. The record is from RefSeq and is a predicted model, not a curated record.
GGAUUUUUGAAUUGGAUGGUCUUUGAUCUGUAUGACAAAUAAUAAUUUAACUAAUAAGAUUGAUAUUUGAAGUCACAUAAUAAAAAUUAGACAUUUAAAUAUCCAGAGUAAGGUUAGCUCCCGUUCAACGGGUCGGCGUUUGUCGUUUGUCUUGUCGAUCAGUCAUCGCUAGUGUUGUUUAUGUGUGUGGCCCAUCCCAGCUAGUCUGUGAAUGUGUAUGCCGUAUCCAUAUCCAGGACAGCUUUACAUCAUUUAAUGGAUUACUUCUGAUAAUAAGAAUGCCUGAAGAAAAAAAUACGGCUGUAGACGCUGAGGCGUCACCUGCCAAAAAACAGGCCCUCUCAAAAGAUCUGAAGGGUGGCAAAAAUGGACUAUCUGAAUGGACUGAAGUGACCAUGUUGGAUGGUUCAGUUCUAACUCUUAAUGUCGAUCGAAAAUCAAAAGGCAGAGACCUGUUAGAUAAAGUGUGCGAAGCCAUCAACCUAAUAGAAAAAGACUAUUUUGGCUUGGUGUAUGCUGACAGACAUGAUCCCAGAAAUUGGCUAGAAUUAGAUAAAAGGAUAGCAAAAUUUCUGAAAAACGAGCCCUGGAGAUUUACAUUUGAGGUUAAGUUCUAUCCUCCAGAUCCAGCUCAAUUACAAGAAGAUAUUACAAGGUACCAAUUAUGUCUACAAAUCCGCAAUGAUAUUCUUAGCGGACGCCUGCCUUGUUCAUUUGUCACACAUGCCCUCCUUGGAUCGUAUUUGGCCCAAUCAGAGUUGGGCGAUUACGAUCCGGAUAAUAUGAACAAGGAUUACUUGAAAGAGUUUAAGUUGGCUCCCACCCAAAACGAAGACCUAGAAGCUAAAGUGUGCGAACUCCACAAAACACACAAAGGUCAGACUCCAGCCGAAGCAGAACUGCAUUACUUGGAGAAUGCUAAGAAACUAGCCAUGUAUGGGGUUGAUCUACAUCCUGCCAAGGAUUCUGAAGGGGUAGAUAUUAUGCUUGGUGUUUGUGCCUCUGGAUUAUUAGUUUACCGCGACCGCCUUAGAAUAAACCGAUUUGCCUGGCCGAAAAUUUUGAAAAUAAGCUAUAAGAGACACAAUUUUUAUAUCAAAAUACGUCCGGGUGAGUUCGAACAGUUUGAAUCCACGAUUGGCUUCAAAUUGGCCAACCAUCGCGCAGCUAAGAAACUGUGGAAAACCUGCGUGGAACACCAUACUUUCUUCAGACUGAUGUCGCCUGAAAUUAGUCAGAAAAAUUCGCUGUUUCCUAGGUUAGGAUCGAAAUUUAGAUAUUCAGGUAGGACUCACUAUGAGACGAGAAAAACACCAAUUGACAGGCCUGCUCCUCAAUUUGAAAGGUCGUUGACAGGCAAAAGAUUGACAUCUAGAAGUAUGGACCCUCUGAGUGUAAGACCCGAAGAUGAGUACAAUGACACCAACAAGCGCCAUACAAUGUCUCAUCCUCCCGAGCACAUCAUUGAGGUCGAUAACCAGACACCUGCCAAAAUUAAAUCACCCAAAGAUAAAGAAAAGCACGGAAGGAAACUGAGUUCUGGUUCGGGCAGCACUAUCAGCUCAGUGGAGGGGGAAUAUGAUGCUGACAAAUCACAGAAGAAACCUGUAGGCGGCGUAGCAGUUUUGCCGGCUGGUGGAUUAUUUGGUAAAAAGGACAAGGAGAAGAACAAGGAAAAUGAGAAGAAUUUACAAAAUGGUAGAGAUACGGACCAGCAUAAUGAGGACGAUAAAAAGAGGUCUAAGAGCCCCUCGUCCCUAUUCGGCAAAAGAGAUAAGUCUCCCAAGGAGAAAAAGGAAAAAGAGAAGAUAGCAGAGAAGUCUUCAUCUCCAGGAUACACCAAGCAGUACGAUUACGAAGCUCCCGAAGAACAGGUCAGCCCGAGGAAGCCUUACACCCAAGGUUUUAGCUACGAGAACCAAGGAUCGCCUUCAAGUCUAAAAAGUGACCCGGAAAAUCAACAAUCGCCAUCUACAAAACGGGCUACAGCUACGGCAUUCAACUAUGCUCCUGGUGAUAUAGAUAAAUUGAAGAAAAAUGAUGCUAAAGCUGAUACAGCUGCCUUUUUGGCUGGGGAACAAUACGAAAAAGACCCCACUAAAGAAACCAAACAGGCUAGCGCAGCUCCUUUAGUGCUAGGCAUUAGUAAAAAACGCCCUAUUAAAUUACUUGUCGUCACCGGACCUAGAGACUUAAAAACAGGAAGGAUUGAUCUUGACCAAUCAACCGCUGAUUCUAUCAAAGGUCAAGAAAACAUUGAUACCGGUCUUAUUGAUUGCAAGUACGGACUUAUCGAUCCUUCCAACGGAACUGUUAUUGUCACAGACCCAGUGAACGGCCAAAAGGAAGUUGUUCAGGGCUACAUUGAUCCUGUUACCAAACAAAUCGUUAUCACUGCCGGUUCAGUAAUAGACCCGAAAUCUGGAAAAAAAUCAUCUUCUUUGGGCCAAAUUAUCUCAAUUUGCCCUGGAGAAAUUAAAGCAUCAAAUUCCUUGGCUCAGGUACCCAAGAAAAGGAUCAUUAAGGUCACUGUUACUACGUCAAAGAAAGAUCCUAGAACUGGAAGGAUUGAAGCUGAAAAUGGUUAUGUUGAGACUCUAGAUGCGGUCCUGGAUCCAGUUACAGGUCGAAUUGAAACAAAAUACGGUAUUUUGGACCUGAAGAACAAUAACAUUAUUCGCAGUGAUUCAAGAACAGGAAAAAUUGAUACUCGUCCAAUUAAAAUUGAUGAAAAUCUGAACCAUGUCGAGCUGGAUGAAGGAGUAAUUGAUACAAAAACCGGAAAAAUUGAUAAUACUCUUGGUCAAAUUUUCAAGGUCGGAAAUCAAGGAGAUAGUAUUGUUCCUGUAACAGCGGUUACAGCGAAAAGAGAUCCGAGAACUGGACAGUUAGACCCGGCUAGAGCACAUAAAGAAACCACCCACGGUAAAAUCGACCCCAAAACUGACACUAUCGUCACUAAAUACGGGACAAUCAAUCCCAAGAACAAAACUAUCAGCACUAAAGACCCCCAGUCUGGCAAAUUCGAGGAACAUCCUGUUCAAUUCGAUCCUAACGGUAACGUGAUAGUUUUGGAAGGAGUAGUCGAUCCAAACACUGGUUUGAGAGAUGAUGAUCUUAGUCAGAUCCUCCAGAUAGACUCACAAAUUGAACCCGUAGUGGAAGUGAAGUCUGUGUCCGGUAAAGUCGACAAAAAGGGACUUGAUCCAAAAUCAGCAUCUUCAGUCGACAAAUCACUAGGGCUCUACGAUCCAGCUACUAAUAAAGUAUACACUAAAUACGGAGUAUACGAUCCCAUUUACGAAACUCUCAGCGUAACGGACCCCAAGAGUGGAAAAACUGAAAUAAAGCACGGUCAGCGUGACUAUAUCACCGGAGAAGUCUUAUUCAAGGGCCUGGUAAACCCCAAGACCAACAAAAUAGACAAUUCGUUUGGUAGAACUAUUGCAAUCGAGCUAAAAAACCCCGAAGUUGAUCCUAGUCUCGUCAGGACUAAGAAACCCGUUCCUGUUAGUCCAGUGAAACCUCCGGUGCGAGAUUCUCUAUCUCCUAAAGACAGAAAUAAGGUAAUAAAACUUCUGGUCAUUACUGCGAAGAAAGACCCCAAAACUGGACACUUAGACUUGGAGAAUGGUCACGUGGAUCAGUCUGCCGGUAUAUUACAUCCUUCGGGAGAGAUUGACUCAAAGUAUGGGUUAAUAGACCCUAGAAAAGGCACUAUAGUUAUUACUGACCCAGCAACUGGUAAACAAGAGACAGUUCAAGGACACGUCGAUCCUAUAUCUGGUCAAAUUCAGAUCGCAAAUGGUCCAGUCAUUGACCCUAGAACAGGUAAAAGAGAUCCUAACCUAGGACAGGUUAUAACUGUUGUAGGAGACUACGGAAGUCCGGUGGAUGAUCGAGCAGCAGUGAAACAUGCUUUACCAAGUCAUCCCACGCCAAAAAAACGAGUUAUUAAGGUUCUGGUGAUUACCAGUAAGAAGGAUCCUAAAACUGGAAAGGUUGAUACCGAAAAUGGCAUUGUAGAGAAGUUGACGGCUACAAUAGAUCCAGUUAGUGGUAUUAUUGAAUCAAAAUACGGAAAAAUUGAUACACAAAAUAGUAAGAUCGUGCAAAAAGAUAAAUCUGGUAAAACUACAGUCACACCGAUCAGGAUUGAUGAGAACACAGGUCAAAUAUACGUCAGUGAUAAUAUCGUGGAUUCCAAGACGGGUAAGGUGGACCCUAACUUGUCCCAAGUGAUCAAUGUAGUCGAUCCUCAACAUCCAGCUGUGGUUAUUACAUGUGUUACUGCUAGGAAAGAUCCUAACGGAAAGAUAGACCUUACCAAUUCCAGAACUGAAGUUACUAAUGGCAAAAUAAUUCCUGAAACUGGUGAGAUCAUUACCAAACCUGGUACAAUUAAUUUGAAAUUGAUGCGCAUCUAUACUCGUGAUCCCAAAACUGGCAAAAUCCAGGAAAGACCGGUUCAAGUAGACAAAGACGAUAAUAUCAUCGUAUCUAGCGGUGUUAUAGACCCGAAAACUAACAAACUUGAUGCUAAUAUGGUGCAGUUGAUUCAAGUAGGACCGGAAGUUGAUCCAGAAAUCGAAAUCAGAACCUACGUUGGUAAAGUCGAUCAUAAGAAAAAUACAAUAGAUUCGAAGAACGCUCAUCCAGAUUCCACUCCAGGUCUAUAUGAUCCAGAUAAAAAUAAAAUUUAUACGAAAUACGGUCAUCUAGACCCGGUUCGUGAAACAUUGACUAUUAUUGAUCCAAAAUCUGGCAAAACUGACGUUAGAGUGGGUCAUAUUGAACCCAAUACUGGCGAAUUGGUUUUCAAAGGAGGAUUUAUUAAUCCCAAAACAGGGAAACUUGAAAAAGAUUUUGGCCGUGCUGUCUCAGUCCAUAUUACUGAACCCAGUAUCGAUCCUGUUGCUUCUCAGCAACCCUCUGAGAAGGAAAUUCAAAAAGCCACUGCUGCCAGCUUGAAACCCGUAUCUCCUCCGAAGAUUAUUACUACGUCUCAUCAAAAGGAAAGUACUGGAACUCCUAUCAAGGAGGUUAUCACUGGAGUACUUCAUCCCAUCGCUAAACAUCGCAUAGUUAAGAUUAUGGUGAUCACCGGCAGGAAGGAUCCAAGAACAGGGAACGUAGAUAUAGAAAAUGGAACCGUAGAACAUAUUACCGGAGUUGUAGACCCGUCAACAGGCUUUAUUGAAACAAAAUAUGGUCAAAUCGACUCUACGACAGGUUCUUUGAUUUCAAAUGAUCCUACAACAGGUCAGAGAGGUAUCAUACCUGGGAAAGUGGAUGAAACGACUGGUCACAUCAUCAUCAAUGGUGGUCCCGUCGUUGAUCCUAAGACGGGUAAGAGUGAUCCGAACCUUGGACAAGUUUUUGCAGUUGUCGGAUUGAAACAGGCUCAGGACCCUCACGCUGCUCCAGUACCUAAAAAGAGAAUGAUCAGAAUAACGGUGAUCACUGCCAGAAUCGAUCCAAAAACAGGCAAAGCUGAUGUAGAUAAAGGUCAAAUAGAACAGUCUACUGCAUUGUUGAAUCCAGAAACGGGAUUAAUAGAGUCAAAAUACGGUUUAAUCGAUCCUAAGAAUGGAAAAGUUAUUGUUAACGACCCCAAAUCUGGAAAGGUAGAUGCUAGAAGUGCACAGAUUAACGAGAUCAACGGACAAAUUAUCUUAUCUUCUGGUGUAGUAGAUCCGAAGACUGGUAAAAUUGAUAGUUCUCUAGGCCAAAUUAUCAGUAUCGCCGGUCAAAAUGAUCCUGCUAUCGAAAUAACAACGAUCACAGCGAAAACCGACCCCAAAACCGGAGCUGUGGAUCUUAACAAUGGUCAGAUGGAAAGCUCCAAGGCUAAAAAGAACUCUGCUACAGGCGAAAUCGAGACUAAAUACGGUACUAUUAAUUUGAAACUGUUAAGAAUUACUACUAAAGAUCCUGUAACUGGAAAAGUCGAGUUCAGACCCAUCCAGGUAGACGCUGAGGGUAAUAUAAUCAUAUCCACCGGCGUUAAAGAUCCUAAAACCGACACAAUCAACCCCGCUUUUUGUCAAGUUAUCAAACUAGGAGCCGAAAUAGACCCAGAAGUACAAGUAGUCACCUUCGUAGGUAAGGUGGAUCCCAAGAAAAACACCAUAGAUGCUAAAAAUAUCGUUCCCGAAGUCUCAAACGGGUUAUACAAUCCAUCUACUCACAGAAUUGAUACCAAGUAUGGUCAAAUUGAUCCAGUAAAGGCUACAAUAACUCAUAUAGAUCCAAAAAGCGGCAAACACGAGGUGAAGCAAGGAGUAAUAGAUCCGACAACUGGACAUAUUCUCUUCAAAGGCGGCUAUAAUAACCCUAAAACUGGUAAACCCGAUCCUAACUACGGUAGGCUCGUUGGUAUUCUUAUAACAGACCCGAAAGUUAAUGAAAAAGGAGAGAUUGUGAAAAGAGAUCCAAAAACGGUCAGGAUUGACACAAAAUCUAAUCAGAUUUGGGUAUUUGACUAUAAUGAUCCUGUCAGUAAAGAAGAAGUGUAUACUACUGGUAAUGUUGAUCCAACCACAGGUUAUGUUACGGCUGUUUAUGGAUAUAUCGAUCCAAAAACUGGCAAUAUUACUAGAAUGUCUAAAGUCGAUCAGAAUACCGCCAGGGUUGAUAAAGAAACCAGUCAAAUAUUCACAAAAACCAAUGAAGUGGACGAAACAGGUGUUCCGCUAUAUUCUACUUCAGAAUUCGAUCCACAGUCGGGUCAAAUUUAUACCAAAUACGGUAAAAUUGACCCCAAAACAGGUAAAAUGAUCAUUGUUCGUAUUUAUUUGAUCACACAAAAUGACCCUACAGGCAAAGUAAAGGAAAUAGAUCCCAAAGAUUGUCAGUUCGAUGAGAAAACAGGCAGAAUAGUCAACGUGAGCACUCAAACUGUCUAUAUCUACAGUAUGGUAGACCCCAAGACCGGAAAAAUCGUGCAAGUAGAUCCCAAUGAUCCUUUGGUAAAGAGCGCUAACACAAAAGUGACACAAGUAUUAACCCUUUCGGGCGAGAUUGACCCUGUUACUGGUAGAAUUCAUACCGAAUGGGGUCAUAUUGACCCCCAAACAGGUGACAUUGAUCCUAAGACAGCGAGAAGAGACCCUAUAACUGGAGAGUUGAUUUUAAAUUAUGCUCAGAUCGAUCCAAGUCAUUUUACGGACCUCAAAGACACAAAGGUUAAAGUGAAGACCUAUUUGAAAGAAGGAGACGAAGAAUCUAGUGACGACGAUUUGAAUGAAUAUGCUGCGGAGAGUUUUAAAGAGCUGCCUAGCCUUGGUUUGUCCAAAGGAGCAAGUCUUACCACUCCAGUGGUAGUAAAAACUACAACAAAGCAGAUCAUCACCAAGGACAAGGAUGGAGUGACGCAAAACGUGGAAGAAAGGGUAGAAGAUGGAAGAACUGGUGAAAUUAAGGUGUCCACGCAAGUUAAUAAGGCCGACACGCCUCUGAUCGAUGACGUCAAGUCUCCCUACGUCACGGCACGAGCGGUGACGACACGAACAGCGACUACGCACGAAGAUCUAGGCACCAACGCCAAAACGCAGCAGCUUGAGGAGAAGACAGUAGCGCACUCUAUGACAAGUAGCGCCACUAGACAGGAACAGCGCACUGUGACGCAAGAGGUCAAGACAACCAGCACGGUUGUCAGCGGAGAUCAGCUGGGCAGACGAGAUAGCAUCAGUUCGACUAGUUCAGGCGAUUCCGGUACACCCAUAGACCCACCAGACGAUCCGAACGACCCGUAUUAUCAGAGUUCGCAAUAUAAGGAUGACAUUCAAGGGGGAAUUGUUAAGACCGAAAGCAUUGUGUACAGCGGUGAUCCAUCUGGAUACAGAACCUCAACAACCAACGUACCUAUUGUGGCUACUGAAGCUCGAAAAGUGCAACUGACAUCAGACGACGGAAACUAUGUGAAAACGGGAGAGAUUGUCAGCACACAAACCAUCAGUUCGAAAACCAGAACUGUAGAAACCAUAACGUAUAAAACAGAACGGGAUGGUAUAGUAGAGACGAGAGUAGAACAGAAAAUAACAAUACAGUCUGAUGGAGAUCCCAUAGAUCAUGACAGAGCACUAGCAGAGGCAAUUCAAGAAGCCACAGCUAUGAAUCCGGAUAUGACAGUUGAAAAAAUAGAAAUUCAACAGCAGUCUGCACAGCAGCAAUAGAAAGUAAAGGCAAGCCUAGCUAACUGUCGUUAUUCAUAAGAAAUAUGGAUUAAUUUUAGCUUCGCGUAGGAAAAAAGCUAGCUUUUGUAUAUUAUUACAAAGAUUUUAUUUAGUUUUUAAGUUUAUAAGGAACACUCAAAAACUACAUUUUCAGUCACCUUGUUUUUUAUGUACUUCUAUGUUGUGUAAGCUUUCUGUGUAAGGAAUAGUUCAUAUUUUUGUUUUGUCAAAAAUAAAAAUAUAAACUAAAAAUCAAAAAUAUGUAUUAUUUAUUUAAAAAAUUGUGCGUAUUAAAGAAAAUGUUGAACCAGAAUCAACAAGCAGGUGCUUUGCAAUAGUUGAAGGAAUCUCACAGAAUGAAACAAUUAUACAGAAAAAUGUGUUCAGAAAAUUAAAAAAGUAUAGUAUAUUUAAAUUAUUCACCUAGCUACUUGACAUUCCAAAGGUUUUAUUUUGAGUUAAUAGGUAUUUCAAAAUUCAAAACCAAAAAAAAUGCCUUUAUAAAAGAACAUGUAUAC